Eriocheir sinensis (Chinese mitten crab) is the source of this 8593-nucleotide messenger RNA. RefSeq lists its product as uncharacterized. NCBI's taxonomy places the organism in Eukaryota, Metazoa, Arthropoda, Malacostraca, Decapoda, Varunidae. Bases 1 to 2445 code for a protein of 814 amino acids. The transcript has 5 exons. The record is from RefSeq and is a predicted model, not a curated record. Gene Ontology annotation, molecular function: nuclear receptor activity; RNA polymerase II cis-regulatory region sequence-specific DNA binding; zinc ion binding. Gene Ontology annotation, biological process: cell differentiation; negative regulation of transcription by RNA polymerase II; positive regulation of transcription by RNA polymerase II.
AUGGCGUCCGAAGCCCCUACCCCCCCACCUAUUCGUUCCCUGCCCCCCUCACCACGCUCCUACCUCCACUCCCCGUCCCCCACUGCCCCCUCCCUCUACCCCACCCCCUCCCCCCACCGUCGCACCCCCCCUGCCUCCCCUUCCCCCACCCCCUACUGCCUCACCCCCACCUUCGAGGAAACUUGGGAAGAGGAAAUGAAAAGGAAGAAAAAGGUGUGUGGCGUAUGUGGUGACGUGGCCCGGUCUCUACACUUCGGGGGCCGCGCGUGUGACUCCUGCAAAGCCUUCUUCAGGAGAGCCGUGACGGGGGGCAACUUCCUGGCCUUUGCGUGCAUUAGAAGAACCGACGGAGGCACAGAAGGAGGAGGAGGAGGAGGAGGAGGAGGGCGAUGUGUUAUUACCUUACAGAACAGAAGGGAUUGCCAGGCUUGUAGGUUCGCGGGGUGUCUCCGCGCCGGCAUGGAGGUGUCCCUGGCCAGCCGCGACGAGGACCCAGGCCUGGCCCACGCCCCAGCGCUGGGCCUCUUCCGCCGCCUAUCCCGCCACGCCCACACCCACGCCAGGACUCUGCACGGCGCCCCCUACCUCGCAGGCUGCUGGCGGCUGCCCUGCGGCGCCGCGGCGGCCCCCGCCCCGCGCCUCAGAGAGGACAGCAGGCGCUCCCCCACGGGCGGCGAGGCGCACCAGCUACCUUCCGCAGUCCGCAUCGCCGCCGCCCCGCCCCACACCGCGGCCUGCGCCCCGCCGCCCUUCCUGCUGGAGUCCUGCAGCCCCCCGCUGGCCCAGGAUCCCGCGGCCCCCCGGCACACGAGCUCCUCCAGCACCCUUCAGCUCCACGCCGCCCUCGGGCUGAGCCACGAGUUGGUUGGUGCUGACGCCCCCCGCGCACCCUCUCCCACGCCCAGCUUCGACCCCGCCCCCAGACACAGGCGGCUGCCGGGACACACGGCGCCGCCCCCCUCCUCUACACUCAGCCCCAUGCUGGGGCACCACGCCCCCUUCACGCGGCCCCCCGCCGUGCUGGCCCCGCAGGAUUUGGCGCCGCCACCCACAAGGGUGCCCCGGUGGCCGGGCGCUGCCCCCACCUGGACGCCCCCCGAGCGCACCAAUACCCGGCGGCCUGAUGCCCUACUGGGAGGCAGGGGCGGCGGUCCUCGCCCCGCCCCGCCACCGGGCGCCGCCCUGCCCCGGGACUCCCUCACCCCCGAGGACCGGGCGGAGCUCCGGCAGCUGGAGGUGUCGUACACGGACAAAGAGGACACAUUGCCCACACUGCAGGACGAGCGCAUGCCCCGCCUGGAGGAGGUGGGGAGGCUGUACACGGCCUUCAUCGAGCGGCGCGCCAAAUUUCUCCAGAGGACGCCGCGCUACGGCACCGUGGCGGCGGCGGACCGGGCGAGGCUGCUGCACGUGGCGGUGGCCAUGAGCACCUACUACAUGGGCGCCCUACACAUCGACAUCUCGGACUUCACCUAUCGCUGGACGCAACGUGACGGCGGCGGCAGCGGCGGCGGGCCGUCCCAGAGCAUCGGAGACAGCGCCUCCAUGAUGUCUGUGAGCGCCGCGCGGCAGUUGCUGACGCACCAGCAGUUCGUGCACGUGAUGAAGUUCUACACGACGUACCGCGAAGUGCUGGACGACCAGACGGUGAGCAUCCUGAUGCAGGUCAUGUCGCUGUUCUACCCUGAGGCCGGGCUGGAGGCGCCGAGCCCCGUGGAGGAGGCGCGCCACCACUACCUGGGGCUGCUGUCCCGCUACCUGGCCACCACCCACGGGCCGCGGGAGGGUGCGCGGCGCCUGGCCACGCUGCUCACCAGCCAGAAGGAGGCGCGCCAGCUGGUGGACGUGCUGCGGACCGUGGACCUGACGCCCCGCGAGCCGCGCCUGGUCCUGGGCACCUCCCGCGCCAUGCUGACUGACCGCAUCCAGCUGGUGUGCGCGGCGGCGCGGCGCGGCCGGCGGACGCGCGACGCUGGCAUUACCACCCCCGUCAGGCCCGCCCAAGGCCCCGUCACGCCACCCUCACACACACAAGGGGUGCACAGUCCACCCGCGCCCGUCCCCCACACACACAGCCCCCUUACGCCCCCGGCACAGCCGCCCGGGGCAGCCGUCGGCCUGGAGGAGGUGGGGCGGCUGUUGUCCCGCCUGGCCAGCUGCGAGGACCCCGCCACCCUGGCCGAGGCGCGCCGCAUCCUGCCGGUGCCGUUGCUGCGCCGCUUCCUGCACCUCCUGCAUGACGCGGCGCCCCCUCGCCGCGCCUCCCACACCACGCCGCCGCCACAGUGCACGCCGCCCUCACCUUCGCCCUCGCCGCCCUCCCCGCACCUGCACAGGGGCGUCACCCACUCCGCCGGGGAGCCCCCGCCGCCCCCGCCACCUGCGCCACAUCACCUGCACGCCCUGCCCGCCGCCGCCCACCCCCCGGAGCUAGCGGCUGAGUGACGGCCAUGGCCCUUGUGGGCCACUGUGGCCCUGUGCUGUGCGGGGGCUGCGGCCCUUCCUGGCUGUGAGACUGGCGUGGCCAUAGGCUGUGUGAACACCGCACCAACUGGCUGCCGCGGCACCAGCUGUGGCCCUCCAUAUCAGCUAUGGCGUAGCUGCUGUGGCCGUGUGUGUCUGCUGUGGCGCCGCGCCAUGUGAAGGCUGUUGCCGUGUGUGGCUGGUGUGGCGCCAUGCCGUGUGAAGGCUGUUGCCGUGUGUGGCUGGUGUGGCGCCAUGCCGUGUGAAGGCUGUUGCCGUGUGUGGCUGGUGUGGCGCCGCGCCAUGUGAAGCCAGUGGCCGUGUGUGGCUGUUGUGGCGCCGCGCCGUGUGAAGGCUGUUGCCGUGUGUGGCUGUUGUGGCGCCGCGCCAUGUGAAGGCAGUGGCUGUUGUGGCGCCGCGCCGUGUGAAGGCUGUUGCCGUGUGUGGCUGCUGUGGCGCCGUGCCGAGUGAAGGCAGUGGCCGUGUGUCCAUGGCUGCCGUUUUCUUCCGUGGCCAUUGUGGCCCGUGCUGUGUGACGGCUGUGGCCCUCCCCUGGCUGCCGCGGCCCGCUGGUGGCCUGGCAUGGCCCAAUACUCGACCUUCGUCCAUUCCCUCAGGAUAAACACGCUGGAAGUUCAAGGAGCGUCCAGGGAAAGGAGUCAACGAAGCAGUGGCGAAAAAUAUAAAUCAAACAAAAAGAGGAAAACGAAAAGAAGCCGGAAAAGGAUAAAAAUAGCGAAGGCAAGUGAAGCACACACCCUGACGAGCGGGAGCUGUGAUGAAGGAGGGUCCGACACCCCAGCCCGAGGAGCGAAGGGAAGGUGACGCGGGUGUUGAUAAGCGGCAACACGUGCGCGCCGCGACGGUGACUGGUGUUGUGCUGCGCCGAGGCAGGUCAAAGUACAAGGCUUACACGUAUAGUACAAGGUCAUGAGCGCCCACCCCCCCCGCCCCCCUACGCCCUGUAUUGCUAGAACUAACCCUACCACACACCCUACCACAAACUCCAACCACACCCUCUCCACUUCCCCUCCCCCCUUCCAAUCUAGUUCUAUCCCCUUCCUUCCCCUUUUUCAACACCCCCCACCACCACCCCAUCCCCAACCUGUCCCUCUCCUUUCCUCUUCCCUAUCUAUCAACUCUCUCACGUGGUCAAUCCCCCCUCCCCUUCCCCAUCCACUAGUUAACCCCCUCCUCCUCUUGGUCAUCUCCCCUCCCCUUCCCCAUCCACUAGUUAACCCCCUCCUCCUCUUGGUCAUCUCCCCUCCCCUUCCCCAUCCACUAGUUAACCCCCCCUUCUCUAGGUCAUCUACCCUCCCCUUCCCUUUCCUCCCUUCCCCUCCCCUCUUGCCUCUCAGUUUACCCAUUCCCUUAUUCCCCUUCCUUCCACAUUCCCUUCCCUUUGACUGUCUCCCUUACCCUCCCCAUUCCCCUUACCUCUUCCCCAUUUAGUUGCUGUCUCCCUUUCUCCUUCUCUUCCUCCCCUUCCCCUUUCUCCUAUCUUUUUCUCCUCUUCCUUCCUCCCUCCUCCUUUAUCUUUAUCUAUGUCUCUCUCUCUCUCUCUCUCUCUCUCUCUCUCUCUCUCUCUCUCUCUCUCUCUCUCUCUCUCUCUCUCUCUCUCUCUCUCUCUCUCUCUCUCUCUCUCUUGUCUCCCUUCCCUUACUUCCCCCUUCCAUUCUAUUUCUCUCCCUCUUCCUCUCCUCUUCCUCUCUCUUCUGUUCUUCCUUACCUCCCCCUUCUAUUCUCCUUCCCUCCCUCUUCCCCUUCCCUUCCAUGACAUCCGUCCCCUCACUUUCACCCAUUCUAACCUUUCCCAUCUCAAUCCCCCUUCCAUCCCUUCCCCUUCAGUUACUAUCCUCCCCUUCCCUCUUUAGCUCCCCACCUCCUCCUCCCCUCUCCCCCUCUCCUCUGCGUUCAACCUUCGCCCUCUCUCACCUCAUGUUGCACUCCGUUCCAUUUUCCUUCCUUAUCUCCCCCUCCCCCCCUCCCCCUCCCUCCCUCUCUUUUGCUCCUCUUCCUUCCUCUCUCCUCCUUUACUCUAUCUAUGUCUCUUCUCUCUUCUCUCUCUCUUCCUCUCCCUCUCCUCUUUCCUCUAUCUCUUUAUCCCCUCGUGUUGGAGAAAAUAAUUAAUAGGUGGUUUUGUGUAGUUAUAAUGAAACACACACACACACACACACACACACACACACACACACACACACACAGAUUCUAGCUAAUUUUCUCAUUUUUACCACUUUUCUACUACUACUACUACUACUACUACUACUACGUAUACUAUUCUAACGAGUCGCAUUCCUUAAUUCAUAUGUUGUUAUUAUUUGCUUAAUCAUCAUCUCCUCCUCCUCCCAUCCGCCAUGCUGUUCCUGGCGCCACAGUGAUUAUCUAUAUUAUGAUUUUUAUUUUAUCUUUCUACUCUCUCUCUCUCUCUCUCUCUCUCUCUCUCUCUCUCUCUCUCUCUCUCUCUCUCUCUCUCUCUCUCUCUCUCUCUCUCUCUCUCUCUCUCUCUCUCUCUCUCUCGUACAACACCCACACACAGACAAAACCACUCCUAAGACAUCAUAAUUUUCGCUCCUCCAGUGUGACGGAGAUGCACACGGAGGCCAUGCGCAGCGAUAGUGUGCCUCCAACUUUACCUUUACUUUUAAUCCCGAUAUAAAAAAGUUUGCUCAAAAUGUACACGUAGAAAUAAUUAGAUGCAUCCUGCUAGUGAAGGAACCGCCGUGUGAGAAAGGCAACGAACACACACACACACACACACACACACACACACACACACAUGCACGGAAACGAUAGCGGACAACACAUCUGAUGGGAAAAUUUAUCUAUACGUUUAUUAUUGUUUAGUUAAGACAUUUAUAUAUUGGUUUGUUUGAUUGUUUGUGUCUCUGAAAGGCGCUGAAUAAGGUUGUUUUGUUUUAGUCUUCCAUAGUGUAUUUUUUUUAUAGAGGGCAGCACUUGUUUACUUAGUGGUUCCAUUUUCUCAACUGUAUUCUCCAACGCUUUCGGUUUUCACAGCAAAUUAUAUCCCAAGGCAAUGAAGAAGAUUAGUCAGGUUCCCACAAGUGUUUUUGACAUUCACGACGCAGAGCCCUUGCCAUACUGUCGCUAGGCUCAUAAAACAUCACAUGGAAAUACUAACACUACCUCUGCGAUUUAAUUAUGUGAUGAGACCAUAUAAUUCAAAGAAAGAUUCGUUUUCUGAGGACAAAAGAAAGAGUUUGUAUACAUCCCUACACGUUGUGGCAGCGUGGACCAUGCGACGCUGUCAAAUAGGAUGGCAAGGACACCGCGACCUACAUUUUUACCUCAUUGGUCGUGUGCAAAGAGUUAAAACAAAAGAGAGAGAGAGAGAGAGAGAGAGAGAGAGAGAGAGAGAGAGAGAGAGAGAUAUGAUGAGAAAAUGUACUGAGAGAGAGAGAGAGAGAGAGAGAGAGAGAGAGAGAGAGAGAGAGAGAGAGAGAGAGAGAGAGAGAGAGAGAGAUAGGUGAAGUGUCUGCACAGCUGCUUGAAUCAGUCAUGCACGCACAGAGUGACUUGAUAAAAUGGAAAACCUAUAAUUAACUCCACACAGGAGGAUCGAUAAGUACAAGUGUCGCCCUCUAGAACUCUUGCCUAAAACCAGAGCCAUGGGAUAGGAGAGCCUGGCCGCCACCAUCACAGGGGCCAUGUUGUUACCGAGUUUUUUUUUUUUUUUUUUUUUUUUUUUUUUUACAACAAAGGAGACAGUUCAAGGGCACACAAAAAAGUAAACACUAAUAAAAAAAAAAAGCCCGCAACUCGCUGCUCACAAAAAGAAUCCAAAGAGGUGGCCGAAAGAGAGGUCAAUUUCGGGAGGAGAGGUGUCCAGAUACCCUUCUCUUGAAAGAGUUCAAGUCGUAGGCAGGACAUGCGGCAUUCAAAUUGAUGCUAUGAUUGUUUUUUUUUUUUUUUUGUGUGUGUGUGCUUUAGGUAUCGUCAGGAUCUCGAAGAAGUACAUAGACCAUAAAAAAAACUAUUAUAUCAUCAUCAAUUUGAAUUUCGCGCGGCGCAUUUGUUAACACUAUGACGCCUGUGAUUAAGGUUGCCAAACUCUCCAAUUCUACAACUCUACUUUGAGAGAAUUCACCAUUUUAAAACUAACAAAAGUAUCUCCAAUAAUCUUUUUUUGUGUUUAUUUGUUUGUUUUAUUUUGCAAGUCCGUGUGAAAAAAAAAGAUUGGAUUGUGUUGUUGUUGUUGUUUUUCUUGACAACUUUGAGAGAAUUCACCAUUUUAAAACUACCAGAAAUAUCUCCAAUAAUCUUCUUUUUUUGUGUGUUUAUUUGUUUUUGUUUUAUUUUGCAAGUCCGUGUGAAAAACAACAACGAUUGGAUUGUGUUGUUGUUGUUGUUGUUUUUCUUGACAAUUUUGCAAGCUGUAGUGGUGGGCUUCUGGCGCUCCGCAUUACAGUUUGCAAAUGAAGGCGUUGGUUUAAACUUAAAGAAAGGCACCCAUUAGUAUAUUGUAAGUUUGAUCUUUUAAUUAACUCAUACAGUAGGAGGAGGAGGAGACGAAGUUGUUGCGUGAUUAGCACUAAUUUUCGUUAUAUUUAAUCGUCAUAAUCAUCACAUCAUUAUCAUUAUUAUUAUGUUUAUGUCAUUUCUGUUGUUAAUCUUUUAAUUAUUACGGUAACAGCUUUUAGUUCUUAUCUAAUCAUCCGUUUUUAGUUCUUAUUUCAUAAUAAUUACUACAUCAUUACUCUUAUCAUUAUCUUCAUGUUUAGAGCCUCUCCUUUUUUUUUUAAUCUAUUAUGUUUUAACUUCUUUUUUGCUGUGUGCGUGUGUGUGUGUGUGUGUGUGUGUGUGUGUGUGUGUGUGUGUGUGUGUGUGUUAUCUAUCUUUUAUCAUGUUUAGCUCUUGUGCUCUUUCCAUCUAAUUCAUCUUACCUCCUUUUUUAGGCUUUAUUUAUUUUUUAUCAGUUUUAUCAACAUUUACUUCUCUAUAGGAUGGAUAUUAAAGCAAUGUCAUUACGGCUUCCUACGAUUCACGAACCAUUUUCAAACAUGUAUUUCUCUCACCAUCAACUCAUUCAUUCACUGUCAUCAUCAUCAGCAUCAUCAACACCAUCAUCAGUAGGAGUAAUUUAAUUUUGUAUCGUUCAAGGCCUAAAGAGUUGACAGGUUCUUCGUCCGGCUUGGGUUUUGGCUUGAUAUAGAAACGUGAAUUAGAAAGCCUUAUAAGCAUUGUAUUGGUAAAAAUUCUUACUUAUCAGUCUCCAUCCAUCGAAACUAUUAUUACAAUUCAAAAAAUGCAGUUGACGCUAUCCCUGAUCUUUGAAAUAUUUGUAUAAUAGUAAAAAUGAAUAGUUGUCAACGUCUAUAUUUAUCGAAAUGUCAUUAUAAUAGUAAAAAUCCAAUGUUAGCAUUGUCACUAUCCGUCAAAAUGUGAAUAUAAUGGUAAAAAUGCAGUUAUCAUUGUCCAUAUACGUUGAAAUUUGAUUAUAAUAGUAAAUAUGCAUGCUUAUCAUUAUUCUUAUCCGUCAAAACACUUAUAUUAUGGUAAAAAUACAUUGAUAUCAUUGCCCCUAUCUGUCAAGAUGUUAAAAUAGGGAGCUACACGCUUUGAUAAUUCAGUUUCCUCUUAUAAUUGCAAUGUUUUCUAAUAUAAUGGUUCAGCCCCCCUUAAAAUUGCAAGGUUAUGACGUCACGUGCGUUCAUCCCCCAAGCCGGCCGGAGCCCCAUCCUUUCAGGCCUUGUUCCCGCCCUGAGCUGUGUCGUAUACGAUAUUGUGGAACUUGAUACCAAUGAGAUGGCGCCCAACCCUUCUUCGAGAGUAUGAAGUGUAGACUAUAGACGAUUUAAGUAUAAGGUCAAAGAAAGUAUGUGUAGUUUUUAUAGACCGUAACCCUAUUUAUGUACGUUAAGUAUUUUUGUAUGUUAUUAUUAUUAUUGUGUUUAGUGUUUAGUGUAUCGACGAGUAGUUUAAUUAAAGAUGAGGUUAGAUGUUCACAGGUGUAGCUUUUUUUAUGUUAUUUAUGUUAGAGUUGAAUAAUAUUGUGAUACCUGGUGAUGAUGAGAUGUUUUUAAUAACUUGUUUGUAAUAGUAAUUUUAAUAAUGCCAUUAAUGCUAUUCAUGAUAAAUAAUACGUAAUGAAUGAUAAAGGUUUUGGAUAUGA